AUGUCCAAAACAUUCUCCCUCGCCGACGUGGCCUCGCACAAUAAACCGGACAACUUGUACAUUGUCGUGGAUGGGGAUGUGUAUGAUUUGACAAAGUUCCAGGAUGAGCAUCCAGGUGGAAAGAAGAUUCUCCAACGCGUCGCCGGCAAAGACGCCUCCAAGCAAUUUUGGAAAUACCACAACGAGGGCAUCCUCAAGAAAUACAAGGCCAAUUUGCAGGUCGGGUCGUUAGACUCGAAAAAGGCCGAAGCACCACCCACUCCUCCGGCCACGCCUCCGCCAGCAGAGAAGAAACAAAAGGUCGUGCCCCAGGCAGAGUCCGGCACCGUUGCGCCAGCGCCAGGGCCGGCUGCGCAGGAAACAGAAUCCGCCGAGGCGCUGGAUCCAUUUGGAUCUCUGAUUCCGUUUGCCGACCCAGCAUGGUAUCAGAGUUACCAUUCACCCUACUUCAACGAAACGCACGCGGCUCUCCGCGCCGAAGUUCGGGAAUGGGUCGAAUCAGAAAUUGAGCCGUAUGUGACGGAAUGGGACGAGGGCAAAAAGGUGCCCGACAGCAUCUACAAGCAGAUGGGCGAACGAGGCUACCUGGCCGGUCUACUGGGGGUCAAAUACCCUGCCCAUCUGACGCCGAACCGGGUCAAGAGCGUGCCCCCGGAGAAAUGGGAUUUGUUCCAUGAGAUGCUCCUGACCGACGAACUGUCCCGAACCGGUUCUGGAGGGCUUGUCUGGAACCUGAUCGGUGGAUUUGGGAUUGGAUGCCCGCCGCUCGUCAAGUACGGCAAGAAAGAAUUGGUCAAUCGCAUCCUCCCGGGCAUCCUUGCAGGUGACAAGAGAAUCUGUCUGGCCAUCACGGAACCCGACGCCGGGUCUGACGUGGCCAAUCUGACCUGCGAAGCCAAGCUGUCCGAGGACGGCAAGCAUUACAUUGUCAACGGCGAGAAGAAAUGGAUCACCAAUGGUAUUUGGUGCGAUUACUUCACGACCGCGGUAAGGACGGGUGGGCCCGGUAUGAACGGAGUCAGUCUGUUGUUGAUUGAGCGAGGCGAGGGCGUCAGCACCCGCCGCAUGGAUUGCCAGGGUGUCUGGAGCAGUGGCACCACAUACAUCACGUUUGAAGAUGUCAAGGUGCCUGUGGAGAAUGUGCUGGGCAAGCCGAACAAGGGGUUUCAAGUUAUCAUGACCAACUUCAACCACGAACGUAUUGGUAUCAUCAUCCAAUGUCUGCGGUUUUCCCGCGUGUGCUUUGAAGAAUCGGUCAAGUAUGCAUCCAAACGCAAGACGUUUGGCCAAAAGUUGAUCAACCACCCGGUCAUCCGGAUGAAGUUGGCACAUAUGGCCCGCCAAAUCGAAGCCAGCUACAACUGGCUGGAGAACAUUGUCUAUCAGUGUCAGAAGAUGGGCGAGACCGAAGCCAUGUUGAGGCUCGGUGGUGCCAUUGCCGGUCUCAAGGCCCAGGCCACCACCACGUUUGAGUUCUGCACCAAGGAGGCCGCCCAAAUCUUUGGUGGUCUGGCUUACUCCCGCGGCGGCCAGGGCGGUAAGGUCGAGCGGCUGUACCGCGAUACUCUGGCGUACAAGAUCCCCGGUGGCAGCGAGGAGAUCAUGUUGGACCUGAGUAUUCGGCAGAGUCUGAAGGUGCACAAGGCGCUGGGGAUGAAGUUGUAG
Molecule: messenger RNA, 1665 nt
Organism: Exophiala dermatitidis NIH/UT8656
Lineage: Eukaryota; Fungi; Ascomycota; Eurotiomycetes; Chaetothyriales; Herpotrichiellaceae
Product: acyl-CoA dehydrogenase
Exons: 5
Coding region: 1-1665 (554 amino acids)
Molecular function (GO): flavin adenine dinucleotide binding; oxidoreductase activity, acting on the CH-CH group of donors
Source: RefSeq, a predicted model, not a curated record